Penicillium macrosclerotiorum is the source of this 1548-nucleotide messenger RNA. Its product is annotated as DUF895 domain membrane protein. The coding region runs from base 1 to 1548 and encodes 515 amino acids. Lineage: Eukaryota; Fungi; Ascomycota; Eurotiomycetes; Eurotiales; Aspergillaceae. Gene Ontology annotation, molecular function: transmembrane transporter activity. Gene Ontology annotation, biological process: transmembrane transport. The record is from RefSeq and is a predicted model, not a curated record. The transcript is spliced from 4 exons.
AUGGCAGAGAUCGAAUCCAAAUCCGCCACGCACGUCGGGACCGAGUCCAGAUCGGUCCCCGAAUACUCGCUCCCCGACUAUGCCACAACUGGCGAGGUCCCGCGCCCCGCCGGUUGGAUGUACAAGACCAUCGGCUUCGGCAAGUUGAAUCUGGGCUGGUACGCCUCGCCCAAGUUCCAGCUGGGCAUGGUCGCCUUUGUCUGUUUCCUGUGUCCUGGCAUGUUCAAUGCCCUCAGCGGUCUUGGUGGAGGUGGUAAGUCGGACGCCACAUUGGCCGAUGAUAUGAACACUGCGCUCUACAGUACUUUCGCCGUGAUCGGUUUCUUCGCGGGUACCUUCGUCAACCGGGUCGGUGUGCGUGCCGCCCUGGCCUUUGGUGGCACCGGUUACUGCCUGUACUCGAUUAGUCUACUCGUCUCCGUCCACAAAUAUGUCCCUGGCUUCAACAUCUUCGCCGGUGCCUACCUCGGUGUCUGCGCUGGUCUAUUGUGGGCCGCGCAGGGUACCAUCAUGAUGUCCUACCCGCCUGAGCAGUCCAAGGGUCGCUACUUUGCCUGGUUCUGGGGUAUCUUCAACGUCGGCGCCUGUAUUGGCAGUCUGAUUCCCCUUGGUCAGAAUAUCAACGUGAAGACCAACACCACUGUCACCGAUGGCACCUACAUCGCCUUCAUUGUCCUCAUGUUCUUCGGCGCCUGUCUGGCCCUUUUCAUCUGCGAUGCCGACAAGAUUGUUCGCAGGGACGGCUCCCGUGUCAUUCUCAUGAAGAGCCCCAGCUGGAAGACCGAGAUUGUGGGUCUCUGGGAAACCAUUCAGGCCGAGCCCUAUAUUAUUCUGCUGUUCCCCAUGUUCUGGUCCUCCAACUGGUUCUACACCUAUCAGCAGAACGGUAUCAACGGCGCUUACUUUAACACCCGCACCAAGUCCCUGAACGGAUUCCUCUAUUGGUUCGCCCAGAUCGUUGCUGCCGUGAUCAUUGGCCCUCUUCUGGAUGUCGACGGUGUGCGUCGCAGCCUACGCGCCAAGAUUGCUUUUGUUGUUCUGUUCACCUUGACUAUGGUCAUUUGGGGCGGUGGUUAUGCCUGGCAGAAACACUAUACCCGCGAAUCUGUUGGUACAGAUGCCAUCAAGGCGGGCACCUUCACUCCGUGGGAUUGGACCACCUCUGGCUACCUGGGCCCGAUGUUUUUGUACUUCUUCUACGGCCUGUACGAUGCUGUCUGGCAAGGCACUGUUUACUGGUUCAUGGGCGCGCUUGGUAACUCCGGUCGCCGUCUGGCUAACUUGGCCGGUUUCUACAAGGGUCUGCAGUCCGCUGGCUCCGCCGUCAUGUGGUCUCUGGAUUCUAAGAAGACUCCUUUCAUGAACGAGCUCGCCUCCAACUGGGGCAUCCUGGCCGGCUCCCUCAUCUUCGCCCUUCCCGUCGUCUUCAUGCGUAUCAAGGACACCGUUCCCGUCGAGGAAGACCUCAAGGGCACCGGCGAGACCAUCGAGGACAUCCUGCCCCCUGGCACCAUCGAGACCAAGCGUCAGGGCGCCGAGAACAUCUAA